CAUUGAUUAAUUUAUGUUUAUUAAUAAGUCUUUCCAAAAAGCAUUUUGGUCAACGCUCUUGAAUUAAGGAGAGCUAACUACUUUUGUUCCUUUCUCAGCCUCCACGACCUUUAUAUAUUAAACCUUUUUCGUCCAUGCUGCCAAAUCAAUAAACUCUCUCUUUCUCUCUAUUGUUGAUAAAAAUGGAAGUGAGAGGCCCAGUGAUAUGGAUGUUCUUAAUGUGUUGCAUCUUUGGUAACAUAAUUGUAAGUCAUCACAAUGACUUCGUGGAAGCCAAGAGCUUUUCUAAAUCUGAAGAUUUAGAAAUCGAGAAGAGACUAAAGACUAUCAACAAACCCGCCGUCAAGAUCAUCAAGACUAUAGAUGGAGAAAGAUACGGAUGUGUGGAUUUCUUCAAGCAACCAGCAUUUGAUCAUCCUUCUAUGAAGAAUCAUACAUACCAUUACAAGAUGCGUCCAAUCUGGAAAGGAAUGAGAGAAAGAAAGAGAAACAAUACUGCUUUUGGUUACUUAUGGGAGAAUGGUGUGGGUUGUCCCAUCGGUACGGUCCCUAUAAAAAGAGUCACCAAAGACGAUCUUUUGAGAUUAGACUCAUUUGUUGAUAAUUAUAAACCUCGUGGUUCUUGGAACACUACCACUUAUGAUCCUAAUAGUCCUUUUCAUCCAAACCACCAUCAUUUUGCGGUAGCUCGAACGAAGAACAUAGGAAAGAGGUUCAAUGGAGCAACGACGGCACUUUGUAUAACCGCUCCUAAGGUUAAGCCAACCCAAUUCAGUAAUUCUAGACUUCACAUGCAGAUGGGAAGGGAUUUCGUCCAAGCCGGUUUGACUGUAAAUCCAGUAUUGUACAAGGAUAGGCAACCUCGGACUUUCGUCUUUACAUCUUCAGGUGGGAGAUCAUGUUACAAUAACAACUGCGACUCUGGAAUAAUAGUCAUUCGUCAUGACUUUCCACUUGGUAUGGCGCUGCCACCGUCUAUUCGUGGUGCUAAGACAAGUAACUAUGGAAAGUUCAGUAUAGUCAAGGACACAAAAUAUGGUUGGUGGUAUCAAUAUGGUGUUAAGCCAGUAGAAAUUGGACUUUGGCCGGAGCGUAGGUUUCGACAAAGCUAUGGAGAUUUUGUCGAGUGGGGUGGAGAAGUGUACACCGCAUCACUGCCGAGUCCUCAAAUGGGAUAUGGAUAUUUCCCAAUUCAAGAUAUUAGUUAUGAUGCAUAUAUCGAACAGAUAGCCAUAUUCGACAAUAAUUAUAACAUAGACCGCAAUUUGGACUAUCUUGAAGUUUUUUCUGACAACAAUCGAGGAUAUCGAGUGAUAGACACGCGAGAUCCUAGUGGUGGCGGUCAUGUAAUCUUUUAUGGUGGUCCAGGAAAUAUCUUAAAAUAUUGAAGAUCUUUAUAAUAUAAAUAAAAUUAAAACAUUACAUUGACUUGAUUUUACAAUAAAUAUUGCCUUCAUUAUGUUUCUUUAAAACAAGGUAUCUUAUUUCUCAUGAAAAAGUGUAAUCGAAUGAAAAAAGUGUCUCCAUAAAGUGCAUUCUUAUUUCUCACAAAUGGACGUUUAUAGCAUUUAACUCGCUUCUAACUCGGUUAUAUCUGGGCUAACCAUUUUAUGGUGUAGUACUUUUGUUUAUCCAAAGAAAUGUAUAUCUUUUCUACAUUCUCUAUGAAGCUCCUUCCUCUGUCAAGCUCAGUAAAAGGGUCAUCACUCAGCAAGAGUUACCUGGUACACUGUCACA
Molecule: messenger RNA, 1737 nt
Organism: Arabidopsis lyrata subsp. lyrata
Lineage: Eukaryota; Viridiplantae; Streptophyta; Magnoliopsida; Brassicales; Brassicaceae
Exons: 7
Coding region: 183-1388 (401 amino acids)
Source: RefSeq, a predicted model, not a curated record